GCAAUGGCGUAUUUGUUGAUAAAAACACGCCAGGGUAAUUGAAACUUCGCAAAAUUACUGAUUUGAUUAUAUUCCAGAACUUUUUAAUUAGAGUGUUAUUUAUAAACGUGUAUUACAGAUCGUGGAAAACAUAAAUCAAGAUGUUAACGAAAGUUAGCUUAUUUAAACCAACUUUGAUGUUCUUCUUUCAGCUGGCAUAUCACCAGUUCUCAACACUUGUGUUUGUUACCUUUUCAUCUUGUUGUGUUGAUUUAUUUAUUUAAAUAACGCCCACAGAGAAAGUCAAUUAACAAAUGAUGAUACCAUUGUUAAGAAAAGAAUACAACAAAGAAAAACUAUCAUUAGACGAUAAUCUUAUACGCUGAAGUGAAACUUUACUGAAGAAGAAGGUGUCUUUAUUUUAUUCCAGCAAAUUUAGAAAAGAUGGGAAAAAUCUUAAAUUAAUUGAUUUAUAACCAGACCGAUAGCAUUUGAUUAUUAAAUUUUGCAAUUGAGUUUUAUUAUUAGUUGAAAAACAAAAAAAUUAAAAUCUAUGUGAUGUCUGAAAUUAUUCCAUAUGAAAAUUGGUAUCCGUUGUUUGCAAACAAGCUAACAUCCAUCUUGUUGUUUUUCUUUCAAUUUGCGUGGAGGACUCGUCUUCGUUUGCCAAGUCUGAUUACAGUAACGUUUCUAGCACUCGAUAUCAGAGUCCGCGUAGAAAUACAGAUUUAACAUGAGCAUUUGGGGAAUAUGAUUAAAGGAAUUGAUGUGUCGUGGUUUGAAUUUUGUGAUCAAAAGAUGUAAAACUGGAAUCCUAAAUGAAUGGAAUUGAGAUUUAGUUGUGAUCCAAAAAUUAGUCAUUAGUUAAUUUCAUCGAUGUGACAUUAAUUAUUUUACGAAGCCAGAAGCAGUAUUAAUAACUUCAUAAUGAGUAGAGGUGUCCGGGAUUUACGCGAUUUAAUAUGCGUGUCAAGACUGACAUAUCGAGACAGUGAUACAGAGGAUUUUGAGAGUGACGAAGGGGAGCUAACUCCUAAAGAUUUUGAUCAACUAUCUUUGACAAGUAGUGGAUCCGACACACCAACCAAGAAAGAAGAAGAACCGAUUAGAGUUGCCUCCCCUGAUUCUGGUUUCCUGACAACAGAAUCUCCUACAGAACCAAAAAAUAAAACUCCUACAGGAUCCAAACCCGGUUCUAAAAAGAAACGUAGAAAGAAAUUACAGACAUAUCCAACCAGACAUGAAUUACAAAGGACUGAACCCCUUCCUCCUGUUUCAUCUAAUCCAGAGACAAUGUCACGAUUUAGCGUCAGAGAAAAGUUAAACGUGGCCAAUAAAAAGGUUAACUUUGAUCACAUGAUGUGUUUUAUGGACGCAAGUAUAGUAUCGGGCUGGUUAACCAGAGCUAAUGAUUCUGUGGAACAUUUAGCUAAAUUUUAUAACGCCGAAGAUAAUUUUGUUCAAUUUGGACAUUUUUGGUUAUCAGAAUUUCCAGAUGUCCAAAAGCAAGACAUUUAUGAAUUAGAAUUUAGUAUUCUAACUGAGGAGAUUGGCUUAGCAUUUUCUGUCGGCAUCGAGUCUCGUCAGAUAACGAAUCGCGAUGUUCUUGAUCUUGUAUCAGCAUUAUACAGGGAAUAUCCUGCCAAGUUACUCAGUUCUAAAGGUUCGCACAUGUUGUUGGAUUAUCUAGAUAUCAUGUCAUCAGAACGCAAAGAUCUUUACAAGAAAUUAUUAUCCGAUGUCCGUUGUUCAACUAAAAACAGACAAUAUGCACAGUGGCUGUUAGCUAUUCGAUCAUUUACCCUGGUCAAUGUCUGGUCGGCUAUCACAAACUUUUAUCGUAACCUGAAAGGUCAACACAAGAUGUUGAAAUGUGUGCCACUUCCUUCCAGCGUGUCACAACAGGGUGUUCAUCAGCAACGAUUUUAUCAGGCAAUAAGGUGUGGUUAUAUUGAUGUGAUGCAUUAUUUAAUAGUUAAUGGCCAUGUGAAUCCUCACCAGAUAGAUAGUCAUAAUAGAACGUGGAUCUUCACGGCUGUAAUGAACAAUCAACCAUCAGCUGUUAAAUAUCUUCUACAUAGGGUAAAGCCAAGAAUAGAUGUUAAUGUGGCAUGUGAUACAGGUAACACUACCUUACAUGCUGCAGCUAAUAAUGGUUAUAGUAAACUGGUAGCAGAAUUAAUCACAUGUUCUACUUUAGACAUAGAUCCAGUAAAUAAACAAUGUGAAAAUACCACACCAUUACAUCUAGCUGUCAUGCAUGGUCAUGUAAAGGUUGUUGAACUGUUAAUAAAAGCUGGAGCCAAUACACAACUGAAGAUGGGAGAUUUAACCCCACUAGAGAUAGCUCGAGAUUUUCAGCAUGAUGAUAUAGUUAAACUGUUUGAAGAUACCGGUAUAGAAUCACCAAUAGAUGAAACAAGGAUUUAGUUGCUGUAAACAGGACUGAUGUAAAUAAAAAUACAGAGAGAUGUCAGUAUUGUGCGAUUUCAGAAGAGGAUAAGUUUCAGUAUAUGGCUGGUUGACAACAAGGUUAUAGUGAAGGCUUAGUGUAUAAAAAAGACGGAAUAUUUAAUGUAAAUAAUCCAGUGAGUCGUCACUAUUGUGCCAUUUCAGAGAUUGAGUUUUAGUUUGUGGUCCGGUUUCCUCCCACUGCUAAAGACCCCUAUGAGCAAGAGAAUUAUGGAAAUAAAAUUGAACCAUAUGUUAGUCCCGAAAUGACCUGGUUUGUGUCGAGUGGAUGUUAAACCCCAUUUCUCUCGCUCUCUCUUUAGUUUGUGGCUGGUUGGCAACAUGGACAUAAACAACGUUAUAGUGAAGCCUAUAACAUAGUUGUUAUAAAAAUGACUCAAUAUUUAGUGUAAAUAUGACAGCGAUUUCAGUUUGUGACUGGUUGGGAACAUGGGCAUCAACAAGGUUAUAGUGAAUCCUUGGUGUAUAACUAACAUACACCUAUAGUUGUUAUAAUGCUAGGUUCACACUGUCAUGCGAUGUUUAUAGAUAGGAUUGUCCGACAAAGGAUUAAGUCAGCCAUUCAAGCCAGUUUAAGUAGUUAAUCAAGGUAGGUGUAUAGACCAUAUAACAUGAUAAAUACGUCAAUCACUUAAUUAACUAAUCAAUCCUGUCUAUUAUCAACGAUAAUUGGGUUGAAUGCUAGUUAUACACUCAGUACACUAUAUUAAUUUUGGAAUUUUGAAUAUUAUUCACCAUGUCUUGAUGUCCGAUUGGGCAUAUUCCUGGUCAGACAAUUUAGGACAUUUGGAAAAUAGCGUCGAACAUGUCCGGAAUAUAUGGUCGAAAUCCCAUCUCUGAUUGUCCCUAUUGAGUCCAUGAUCUGGUACGUGAAGAUACGAUUGACACGAUUGCCACGACUGACCUCAAUAUAUGAUAAAACCUGACAGCAUCACCAGUGGGAACCUAGCCUUAACAAGAAUGAAUAUUUGAUAUAAAAAAUGUCACUAUUGUGUGUGAUUUCUGUAGAAGAUGAAUUUCCGUGAUAUCAAGUGAAUUAUUGAAAUAAAAUUGAACCAUAUGUUAGUCCCGAAAUUACCUAGUUUGUGUCGAGUGGAGUUAAACCCCAUCUCUCUCUCUCUCCCCUCUCUCUCUCUCUCUCUCUCUCUCUCUGUCAUUGGGUCAUCUAGCGGGGUUUGGAUUCCCUGUUUGUAGGUGACAAGGAGUAGGGUGGCCUGUUCAACCUUGUGGGUUUUCUGCAGGUCCUCAGGUUUCCUCCCACUGCUAAAGAACCCUACUUGCAAGAGAAUUAUUGAAGUAAAAUUGAACCACGUGUUAGUCCUGAAAUGACAUAGUUUGUGUCGUGUGGACAUUAAACCCCAUUUAUCUCUCUCUCUCCAACAUGGUUUCCCCUUGCCAGUGGUGCAGGACGAAGGGCUUGAAUGAAACCAUUGCUUUAGAAAUAUAAUCAAAUAAUAGUAUAUAUAUAGUUAUUUUAUCUUGUAAAUAAUAUGAUAAGAGUAUUUAUAUACAUGUAAUAUAUGUUUAUUGAAAGUCGAGUGAUGUGCCAGUAAUAAAAAUAUAUAUAUAUAUAUUGAAAUUAAAUUAUUAUGGAAUGAUU
Messenger RNA from Patella vulgata (common limpet), 4051 nucleotides. RefSeq lists its product as uncharacterized. Gene Ontology annotation, biological process: protein dephosphorylation; negative regulation of transcription by RNA polymerase II. Gene Ontology annotation, cellular component: nucleus. The transcript is spliced from 5 exons. Gene Ontology annotation, molecular function: STAT family protein binding. The record is from RefSeq and is a predicted model, not a curated record. NCBI's taxonomy places the organism in Eukaryota, Metazoa, Mollusca, Gastropoda, Patellidae. The coding region runs from base 907 to 2409 and encodes 500 amino acids.